GUGAGCUGGAGCCGGGGCUUCUCUGGAGACUCAGCCACAGGGACCUGCAGCAGCAGAAGAGAGGGAGGGGAGCGAAGCUCAUCACCGUUAAGUUCAGACUUGUAUCCUGACAGCUUCAACCUGUCCUGCCAGCAAGACUCAUCAAUAUUAACACUCUCUUACCUUGAAAAAAGAAAAAAAAGAAGGAAACAAAGAAAAAUACCACUGUCUGAAUAAAAGAAAAAAGGGUUUUUUUAAGUAGUAAUAAAAGCCACAGCAAGUGUAAAGUUGAUUCUGGUCCUUGAUCAAUAUGAACCAGAUAGAAACAAGUAUGCAGUACAGCUAUGAUUAUGAAGAUGAUGAGUAUAUGAUCCAAGAGGACGAAUGGGAUAGGGACUUGCUCCUGGACCCGGCAUGGGAGAAACAGCAAAGGAAGACCUUUACAGCUUGGUGCAAUUCCCACCUAAGGAAAGCAGGCACACAAAUUGAGAACAUUGAAGAGGACUUCAGGAACGGCCUUAAACUGAUGCUCCUCUUGGAAGUCAUUUCAGGGGAAAGGCUACCAAAACCAGACAGAGGAAAAAUGCGCUUCCAUAAAAUUGCUAACGUCAACAAAGCUUUGGAUUUUAUUGCCAGCAAAGGAGUGAAGCUUGUGUCAAUCGGCGCAGAAGAAAUUGUUGAUGGCAAUGUGAAAAUGACUCUCGGUAUGAUAUGGACCAUCAUCCUUCGCUUUGCUAUUCAGGACAUUUCAGUUGAAGAAACUUCUGCCAAAGAAGGUCUGCUGCUGUGGUGUCAAAGGAAAACUGCUCCUUACAGAAAUGUGAACAUUCAGAACUUCCACCUUAGCUGGAAAGAUGGCCUUGCACUCUGUGCGCUUAUCCACAGACACCGACCUGAUCUUAUUGACUACUCCAAACUAAAUAAGGAUGAUCCUAUAAAAAAUAUUAACCUUGCAAUGGAAAUUGCAGAAAAACAUCUGGAUAUCCCCAAGAUGCUUGAUGCAGAAGAUAUUGUGAACACUCCCAAACCUGAUGAAAGAGCUAUCAUGACUUAUGUUUCCUGCUUCUACCAUGCUUUUGCUGGAGCAGAGCAGGCUGAGACCGCUGCUAACAGGAUAUGUAAAGUGCUUGCUGUGAAUCAAGAAAAUGAAAAGUUGAUGGAAGAAUACGAAAGGCUAGCAAGUGAGCUUUUAGAAUGGAUUCGUCGCACCAUCCCUUGGCUGGAGGACAAGACACCUGAGAAAACAAUGCAGGCCAUGCAGAAGAAGCUAGAGGACUUCCGAGACUACCGCCGCAAGCACAAGCCUCCCAAAGUCCAGGAGAAAUGUCAGCUGGAGAUAAAUUUCAACACCUUGCAGACAAAACUGAGGAUCAGCAAUAGACCAGCUUUCAUGCCAUCAGAGGGGAAAAUGGUUUCAGAUAUUGCUAGCGCUUGGCAAAGACUUGAACAAGCUGAGAAGGGCUAUGAGGAAUGGUUACUGAAUGAAAUACGAAGACUGGAACGUCUUGAACACCUGGCUGAGAAAUUUAGACAGAAGGCUUCUACUCAUGAAAACUGGGCAUAUGGCAAAGAGCAGAUCUUGCUCCUGAAGGAUUAUGAAUCUGCUUCUCUGACCGAAGUCCGCGCCAUGCUGAGGAAACAUGAAGCUUUUGAGAGUGACUUGGCUGCUCACCAGGACAGGGUAGAACAGAUCGCAGCCAUUGCCCAGGAGCUGAACGAACUGGACUAUUACGAUGCUGCAAGUGUCAAUGACCGAUGCCAGAAGAUAUGUGAUCAAUGGGACAAACUGGGAACACUUACUCAGAAAAGGAGAGAGGCACUGGAGAGGACAGAGAAACUGCUGGAAACAAUUGAUCAACUUCACCUGGAGUUUGCCAAGAGAGCUGCUCCAUUCAACAACUGGAUGGAAGGUGCAAUGGAAGACCUUCAAGACAUGUUUAUUGUUCACAGCAUAGAGGAAAUUCAGAGUUUAAUCACUGCCCAUGAACAGUUUAAAGCCACUUUGCCAGAGGCAGAUGGUGAGAGACAGGCUAUCCUGUCAAUCCAGAACGAAGUUGAGAAGGUUAUUCAGAGUUACAACAUUCGAAUAAGUGCAAGCAAUCCUUAUAGCACUGUCACCAUGGAAGAAAUCCGUGCCAAGUGGGAUAAGGUGAAACAACUUGUGCCUGUGAGGGAUCAAUCUUUGCAGGAAGAGCUGGCCCGCCAGCAUGCUAAUGAACGGCUGCGUCGCCAAUUUGCUGCUCAGGCUAAUGUUGUUGGGCCAUGGAUCCAGACCAAGAUGGAGGAAAUUGCCCGUAGUUCUAUUGAAUUGACAGGACCCUUGGAGGACCAGAUGAAUCAACUGAAGCAGCAUGAACACAAUAUCAUCAACUACAAAAUCAAUAUUGACAAACUGGAAGGAGACCAUCAGCUUAUACAAGAAGCCCUGGUGUUUGAUAACAAGCACACCAGUUAUACUAUGGAGCAUAUCCGUGUUGGAUGGGAACUCUUACUGACCACCAUUGCCCGAACUAUCAAUGAGAUUGAGACGCAGAUCCUUACAAGAGACGCCAAGGGUAUCACCCAAGUGCAAAUGAAUGAAUUCAGAGCAUCAUUCAAUCAUUUUGAUAGGAAGAAGAAUGGGCUGAUGGACCAUGAUGAUUUCAGAGCUUGCUUAAUUUCAAUGGGUUAUGAUUUGGUAUGAAUUUUAAAAUACAAAUAAA
This is a messenger RNA of Pelodiscus sinensis (Chinese soft-shelled turtle), 2681 nucleotides long. Lineage: Eukaryota; Metazoa; Chordata; Testudines; Trionychidae. The record is from RefSeq and is a predicted model, not a curated record.